AUGGCCGACCCACUGCAAGUGUUGCGCGAAUACGCGCUAGGGCGGCGCACCUUCAAGGAGAUUGUUCAGGGCAACGACACGUACUACCUGUUCGACGACAUUGCCUACGACAAGAACGCCAAGACGAGCCUCACAAUUUAUGGCCGCACCGAUGACUACUACACGCUGGAGUCGCUGUACUUCAUCUGGGAACGUCGCGACAUUCCCCAUCCAGCCUACGUGAAGGAGGCGGCCGGAAAGUCAAUCCGAGCCGUCGGGCGUCCCGAUCGACGUGACCUGCUCGACUACCUGCGUGGCGAUCGCCAAGAAGUGCCCACCAAUUUCGAUCGUCUCGCCCAGACUGCGCCUCCCAUCCCGGCCUCCAGAUUUCAAGAAUUCGAACCGGAGCGCAAACGCGCCAAGCUCGACCCCAGCGCCGAGGCAACAGUGCAACGAGAGGCCGGAUCGGCGACGCCUGCCGUUGAUGAGUCGAAUCUGCGCGCGCUCAGCGAUAACCUGACGGCCGACAAGAUCGCCGCCCUCCGAAAGAAGAAGGCCAACCAUCAGAAGCGCACCACGGUCCUCGAUGAUAUGGACAUCACAACCGGUGAAGCGGUGCCUCGACCCGCUUCUGAUAUUCGGAAAGUGGAACGCGUCUGGCACACGCGAAGCAACUGCAUGGAGAGCUUGGCCAGGGGCAGCAAUUUCUCCUUCACGCGCGAAGAGACGGAGGCACGCAACAAGGCACUCGGCGGCCAGCAACAAAAGAUGGACCCGAAUCGGGGGAAGAAGAACCAGCUCGGGUAUUCCCGUUACGACCAGGAGCAGUUUGACAAGAACGACCACGACUUCGGCGCUGAGAUGACGUUCGUCGGCACCAACAUGAAAACAUCACCCGAGAAGAGACCCUUGGCUGGAGGUCCCGCGAAUCGUGGCCCGCUCACCCAGUCACAGCCCUCGGUCUCUUCCACAGACAACGGUGCCCCGAAGAAGCGGACGCAACGCACGCCGAUCAUCAUCAUCCCCGCGUCAACGAACCAGCACUCGAUCAUCUCGAUGUACAACGUCCGCGACAUUUUGCAGGAGCUCAGCUUCACCGCUGAGGACGUGCGCAAGCAGCAGGGAAAGCGGGAAAAUGAGGUAUUGAUCCAACGAAGAAAGGGCGGUCAAACAGUCCCCUACCGCGUCGUCGACACCCCACAACGGCUCACCAGCGAGGAAUGGGACCGAGUGGUCGCCGUUUUUGCAUUGGGUCCGACUUGGCAAUUCAAAGGCUGGCCCCGAUGGAACGGCAACCCCACCGAGAUCUUUAACAAUGUGGCUGGCUUCCAUCUGGCCUAUGACAACGUGCCCGUCGAGCCGAAUGUCGCCAAGUGGUCGGUAAAAGUGCUGGCCCUCUCACGCGACAAGCGCCAUCUUGACCGCGCCCGUCUGCAGGUCUUCUGGGACCUCCUCGACCGCCACAUCGCCAAGGCCAAGCCCCAUCUCCGUUUC
Mesorhabditis spiculigera is the source of this 1473-nucleotide messenger RNA. The record is from the annotation of a GenBank genome assembly. Lineage: Eukaryota; Metazoa; Nematoda; Chromadorea; Rhabditida; Rhabditidae.